Messenger RNA from Harpegnathos saltator (Jerdon's jumping ant), 6747 nucleotides. Its product is annotated as agrin. NCBI's taxonomy places the organism in Eukaryota, Metazoa, Arthropoda, Insecta, Hymenoptera, Formicidae. The transcript has 22 exons. The record is from RefSeq and is a predicted model, not a curated record. Gene Ontology annotation, biological process: cell differentiation; multicellular organism development. Gene Ontology annotation, cellular component: extracellular region. Gene Ontology annotation, molecular function: protein binding; calcium ion binding. The annotation marks the transcript as partial.
AUCCUUGCAGCAGCGUGGAGUGCGUAGAGCCGGAGAUCUGCCAGUUGGACGGUUCGCGGCAACCUGCUUGUCGCUGCGGGGAACAAUGUGGCCUGGAAUUCGCACCGGUUUGCAGCAGCGACGGCAAGACGUACUCGAACGAGUGCAGCCUCCGACAGGAAGCCUGUCGGUCGAGAUUGCCCCUCAGAAAGGUCUACAAUGGCGCCUGCAAUUCCGGAACGAACCCUUGCGACGAGGCCAAGUGCAGCUCCUACGAGCAGUGCGUCAUCAACCGUUACGGCAUCGCCAACUGUGAAUGCGGCCCCGAGUGCGAACCGGUGAUGCGGCCAGUGUGCGUCCGCGGUGGCACCACCUACACGUCCAUGUGCGAGCUGAAGAGACAGGCGUGUCUGACGAGGAGCAACAUCGAGGUCGCCUAUGCCGGCACGUGCGGCUCCAGGGGGCCCUGCUCAGAGAAGGUAUGUCAAUGGGGUGCAAUCUGCGCGGAGAACGGCGGCAACGCCGUGUGCGAGUGCCCGACUUGUCCGGCGGAAUUUCAGCCGGUCUGCGGCGAUGACGGCAUCAGCUACGGCAACGAGUGCAAGCUUCGCCUGGAGGCGUGUCAGCAUCGACGGGAGAUACGCGUUCUGUACGAAGGACUGUGCAAUGGCUGCGAGAACAAGAAGUGCGAAUUCUACGGCGAGUGCGAGAGCGACAGCGCCGGGGAAGCCAAGUGCGUCUGCCCCAGCAAGUGCGAGACCACCGUGAAAGAAGCCGGCGGAUUAAACGAGCCAACCGAGAAGGUUUGCGGAUCCGACGGAGUGACCUACGACAACGAGUGCGCCUUGAAAAAGGCGUCGUGCACGAGUCAGACCCUCAUCACCAUUACCUACGUGGGUGACUGCGAGCUAUGCACGAGGGUGGAGUGCGAGCACGGGGCGCACUGCGUGGCGGGCGUGUGCGUGUGCCCGAAGGUCUGCCCGGAGAGCAGCGGGGAGCUGGUUUGCGGUAGCGAUGCGAAAACUUACCAGUCCGAGUGCGAGCUGCAGCGCGCGGCCUGCGGUAGAGACCCCAAGUUGCCGGCGUUGCACGUCACGUUUUACGGGGACUGCGGCGACAGAUUCGCCGUGGCGGCAUUGACGACCAAGUCGACGCCCGCGGUGACUCGCGUGGCCACCACCGUGGCCGAGGUGACCAGCACGCAGGAGCGCGAGGCCUGCAAGGACAUCCACUGCGACUUCGAGGCGACCUGCGAGCUCGGGCCGGAUAAGUUCCCCAGGUGCAGCUGUAGGUUCGACUGCGCCUCCAUCUCGCCGGAGAACAUGCGACCAGUUUGCGGCAGCGACCUCAGGACCUACUCCUCCCUCUGCGCCAUGAAGAUGGAGGCCUGCCAGCGGCAGCAGGAGCUGCGGCUGAGACCUCUCGAACUCUGCCAAGGCAUGGAAGUGAAGCCUUGCAACGGCGACCCUCCGAUAGUAGACGCCGAGGGCAAAGAAUACGACUGCGGUAGUGGACCGGAACGCAAAGACUGCCCUAGCAAUAGUUACUGCCAUCAGACCACGCGAUUCGCUCGUUGCUGUAAGAAAGUCCAGGGGAUCCAGGUGGUAAAGUGCGCGGAUUCAUGGCACGGCUGCUGCCCGGACGGCAAGACCGCCGCCCUCGGCCCGGACAACGCCGGCUGUCCGAGCUUGUGCAACUGCAAUAGGCUUGGCAGCGUGUCCGACACCUGCAACCCGGAAACCGGUCAAUGCGAAUGUAGGCCGGGUGUGGGCGGUCUCAAGUGUGAUAGGUGUAUGCCGGGUUACUGGGGGCUGCCGAAGAUUAGCGAGGGUCAUCAGGGAUGCAUACCAUGCGGCUGCUCGCUAUUUGGCUCAGUCAGGGAAGAUUGCGAGCAGAUGACGGGACGUUGCGUCUGCAAGCCCGACAUUCAAGGGCAAAAGUGCACGAUCUGCAACGACCACAACAAAAUACUCACGCCUACCGGAUGCUACUCAGCCGAUACGAUACCGCCCAUUCCGACGUCCUGCAACGAGCUGGAAUGCUAUUCGGGUGGCCACUGCUCCGAGAUCGGCAACGCGCAUUGCGUCUGCCCGUCCUCCUGCCCCGCGGACAUACCGGCCGUGCCGGUCUGCGGCAGCGACGGGCAGACCUACGACAACGAAUGCGAGCUACGACUGUACGCGUGUCGCCACCAGGCCGACGUGGUGACGCAGGCCUUCGGCCACUGCAGAGACGACCCUAUGGUCAACACGGACUUCCCCGUUAAGAGAUACACGGCUGUACAGUACACGCAACCAGCGGCCGCCAUCUCGCCGCUGUCCAAGUCCACGCGUCAUCUCUUGGUGCCGGAGCCGGACCCACGUUAUUAUUACACCCACCGAGCUCAUCAAGAGACCAUCACCAUCGACCGAGAUAACUUGAAACACGGAGUGGCCGCGGCGUAUCGACCGACCCCGGCGACGAUUCGAGUGGUCACCGCUCUGCUGGGUGACCUUUGCACCGACGACAAAGACUGCACGAUACCUAACAGCGAGUGCGCCAACGGCGGCUGCAUCUGUUCCGAGGGCUACGCGGAAACCAGCGAUCGGCAGGAGUGCUUCGCCAAUUACGUGCCGGUGACGCCGACCGAGGAAUUUCGCGCGUGCCUCUCGUACCCGUGUCACAUGACCUCCACGUGCAUCGACCUGCCCAGCGCGACUUUCGUCUGCGUGUGCCGGCCAAAUUACACCGGGCUGCUGUGCGACGAGGAGAUCAACAAAAGGGAUUACGAGGUGCCCUCCUUUGACGGCAAAAGCUACGUACGGAUGAACCGGCUGAAAGCGUAUCACAAAUUCAGCAUCGAGGUCGAGUUCAAAACGUACGCGGACAACGGCAUCAUACUGUACAAUCAGCAGAAGAACGACGGCACCGGCGACUUUGUUUCGCUGGCUAUUGUCGACGGAUACGUUCAGUUCAGAUACAACUUGGGAAACGGACCCGUAAUACUCGCGUCGCCGGAGAAGGUAACCAUGAAGACCUUCCAUCGUGUGGCCGCCAAGAGAUACCACAAAGACGGAGUGCUGAUCUUCAACGACGGCGAGGACGUGGCCGGACAGAGUCAGGGGAUGCUGAAAUCACUGGAUCUGAAUCAAGACACCUUCGUCGGGAACAUGCCGAGCAAUUAUACCAAAGUGUACGACAACAUCGGCACCAACCACGGGCUGCUCGGCUGCAUACGCAAGCUGAAGAUCAACCGGAUCCACGUGGACCUCCACAUGGGUCGCGACAAGGACGUGCUCGAGAGUUACCGCGUGAAGGAAUGCGGCGACAACGCGUGUGCCAACCUGCCCUGUCAGAACGGCGCGACGUGCCAGCCGAUUUUCGAGGAGGACCUCUGCAACGGUCGAGAGUGCAGGAGGUUGCAGAAGAGGGGCAGGGGCAGGAAUAAGGGCGGUAACGGUAUCGGCGGCAAAGGCGGGGUGAACAUCGUCAGGUGCAGGGGCAAUCAUUGCACCUCGGUCGACCCAGGGAAAGGACCCAAGAGGAGCGCGAGGAAGCGCUGCACCACUAACAAGUGCGACUACGAUUACGAGUUCAUGUACGAGAACAAUUAUGAGCACGGCAACUAUGCGGUGGAGAAGUACGAGCCGCCGGAUUACAGGUGCAUUUGCCCGCCGCAGUUCACCGGCCGCAACUGCGAGGAGUCGCUGGACCCGUGCAUCGACGAGCCCUGUCAGCACGGUGCCACCUGCGACAUCUUGCCGCAGGGAGGCUACGUGUGCAAGUGCCCGCCCGGUAGGACCGGCGAGCACUGUGAGAUCCUGGACGCCGAGUUGACGGAGCUGCUGAUCCCCGAGAUGUCGGGCAACGGAUUUCUGGAGCUGCCCUGCUUGGAAGGCGUCGCUAAAGCGUUCUCCAUCGAACUCUGGUUCCUCACCCACGCGAGCGACGGGCUCUUGCUCUACAACGGCCAGCUGAACAACGCCAAGGGCGACUUCAUCAGUCUGAACUUGGUCCACGGCAGGCUGGAGUUUAGAUUCAAUCUCGGCAGCGGCAUCGCGAACAUUACAUCGCCCGACCCGGUCAGCCUGGACACCUGGCACUGCGUGAGAAUCAGCAGACUUGGCAGAGAAGGUGUCCUCCAACUUGACGACGGCACCGUCGCCAGAGGACUGUCCGGAAGUCCUCUCACUGAACUGAAUCUGGAAAUGCCGCUUUAUGUCGGUGGUGUCAAACACUGGCGAGAAGUACACCGGCUGGCCGGGGCGUGGACCGGAUUGGUAGGCGCCGUGCAGAGACUAAUGGUAAACGGCAAAACAUAUCAGAAUCUCGCGGUGAAUGUUACUCAACACAACACGGAGAUUUACGACGGUCUACCGUGCCCCAGCAACGAGAACCCUUGCCACAACGGCGGGGUCUGCCUUCCACUUCUGAACAGUUACCUCUGCAAGUGCGCCAGCGGUUACAACGGCUUGCACUGUGAAUUCUUCAUGGGCUACGACGUUUCCGGCACCGAGAUCUCCGAGCGACCGGUACGAUUCGACGGCGACCACUUCCUGCAGUUCAAGCACCGCUACGGAAGAAGUACUAACUCGACUAACACUACCAUCACUACCACCACUACUACCCUCGGCGAGUACUUUGAGGAGUCCUACUCCGACUACGACUUGGAGGAGGACGUCGACUACGAGUACGACAGUUACGAUUACAUGGAACGCAGGGGACAACAGUCGAACAAGUUCGAGCUAAGACUGAGGACUAUACAUUCUGAGGGGCUGAUCGCCUGGGUGGGCCGAGGGAAGAUCGAGCACCUCAUCUUGUCUCUGCACAGAGGCCACGUGGUGCUCACUUACAAGAGCAAGACUGAGGAGCAAAUAUUGGUGACGAGCAGGGAAAGAGUGGACGACGGGGUCUUCCACCACAUUCGCGCGUCCCGACGACGGAAGGCGUUGACGGUGCAGAUCGACGAGUACGCGCCGGUGAAGGUCGCGACGGAGACGACGUUGCUGACGACCAACGGCAAGCUGUUCGUCGGCGGCAAGCCGGGCCACCGUGGCAUCAAAGGCUGCGUCACCGACUUCAUCGUCGACAAGCGACGACUGCAGCUGGCCAGACGGAAGAUCGAGUUCUGCCACGACAACGACGUAUGAUAACGAACCCCGAGCCCGACGAUGGUCGCCAACGCGACGUCGACGUCAGAAGACCCCGUCGGCCUGACGACGACCAGUUCGUCGUCGGCGACGAGUUAACGCGCGAACUUCCACGCUCGCUCGCGUCGGACCAAGGUCGACGAUCGUCGUCGAACGGUGCGCCGAGCGCAACAACGAAACGCACGAACCCGGUGACCGUCGUCGUCGCCAUCGCCGCCGACCUGGUGAACGCCUCUACUGCGUGUCGAGACGGACUGUCAACGCGACGUGACGCGCACCGUCGAGACCAAGUGCCGAAGAAUCGCGUGUUCGAAGAGUCGAUCGAGCAACGCACUGACGAUCCCUGGAUCAAGGUGAGAUGCGAGGAGAAGUGACCAAUCCCGGUCGCUGCACUCCUGGGGAGGCGGGAACGCCUGAUCGGAGAUGGUUCAGGCAAUGCUGAGCAGUCUCACACCUCGAAAGUCUCAUAUCGCGUCCGUCGUGAGCCGGACGAGACGAGAAGAGGACUUCCUGCGAAUAUCUUCGACUGAGGCACGCAGAACCAGGCCCGCAAAUCCGGACGGAACUUCUCCAUUCUCUCUUUCUCUCUUUCUCUAUCUAUCUAUCUAUCUAUCUAUCCCUCUCUCCCUCUCACUCGCUCUUCGCCAGGGCUCACCGAAUGAACAGGACCAAGAGCAGGAUUCUCCGCGGCCGAGAUGCAGCGUUCCACGACGAAGCUCCGAGUACGACAGGCUCUGACACUACGAGGACACAAAUGAACCCAGCCGCGCGAGCAUAGCCGCGUUUACCGCGGCGGAAGUCCGCGAAUGGGAACGGGGAGGGUAGGAUGAGAGGUGGAAGGAAUGUCCCACGUUUGGAAUAUCGCACAUCUCGACGUUCACACACACCGGAAUCCAGAAUCGCAAAACCCGCGAAAACUCUCUGUCGCCGUCGUCGUCGUCGUCGUCAUGCGGAAGACGCACAGACGCCGCAACCGGCACGCGCAUUUACGUCGAGUGCGCCUCACGCGCACCAGCGUUCUCACAGGGCCAUCCAAUAAUCCCAGGCAGGAUAAGGAACAAGGAGUAGCAGUGCUCGAUCGCGAUGUCACGCCAGCUCGGCUCAAGAUUCGAACGCGGGAGGAAGGAUCGCACGAUGAUCGAUCGAGGCUCGAGCUCGCUCGCUUCGCGUCAUCGUCUGCGUGCAAUCGACGAGAGGAGGCUGAAGGAGGGAGGGAUGAAGAAGGAAACACCAAGAGAGAUCGAUCGUCCCGGAGCGAAGGGAUGGCGAUGGACGGAGAGGAGGAGCGGCGAGUCACAAGUGCUACACUAUGUUUCAUCGAAAGACAAUAAUAUAUUUUUAAGGCGGUGAGGUUUAAGGUAUACAUAUGGAUAUGUAUGUGUGAACUUAUCUGUAUACGUGUGCGUGCGUGCGUGCGUGCGUGUGUGUGUGUGCGCGCGCGUGUGGCGAACACGCGCGAACAGCGCGUACUUAGUACGAGGGAGAUAAAGACACGUGUCACGGGGUCCUCUUCUCUCCCCUUCGCAGGAGAGCCCUCGUUAUUAGAGAGUCUACUCUGUAAGUUGUAACCCGAAGCACCUAAUAAGCGUUUACGAUGCCAAGACUGACUUAUAAGAGACGCGGACGGGCGGGCCGGCAG